Messenger RNA from Cottoperca gobio, 959 nucleotides. Its product is annotated as chymotrypsin-like elastase family member 2A. The transcript is spliced from 8 exons. Gene Ontology annotation, biological process: proteolysis. NCBI's taxonomy places the organism in Eukaryota, Metazoa, Chordata, Actinopteri, Perciformes, Bovichtidae. The coding region runs from base 1 to 810 and encodes 269 amino acids. The record is from RefSeq and is a predicted model, not a curated record. Gene Ontology annotation, molecular function: serine-type endopeptidase activity.
AUGAUUUGGCUUGUGACUUUUCUGUCCUGCAUUGGGCUGAUUUGGGCUGAAACACCGUUCAACCAUAAUGUGCACAAUGAGAGGGUCAUAGGAGGCCACGAUGCUAAACCCAACACCUGGAGAUGGCAGGCUUCUAUCCAGUUUGAUUCAUACAAUGAUGGCUAUUUCUACCACAUCUGUGGAGGCACUAUCAUUGGCAGUUCGUACAUCAUGACGGCAGCUCACUGUAUCCUCAGCAUGGAUGCCAGUCUGUACCGCGUGGUGGUGGGUGAGCACGACCUGUACGAGUACGACGGCAGUGAGCAGUUCCUCCGUGUGGAUAUGAUUGAAGUCCAUCCCGACUGGAAUGAAGACCUUGCAAAAGGAAAUGACAUUGCUCUCUUGAGACUGGCGAACCCUUUGUAUGACAAUGGCUACGUGGCCAUCGCUAAUCUUCCCUACCCUGGCGAGAUUCUGCCUCAUGACUUCACCUGUUAUAUAACCGGCUGGGGACUUAUGGACUACGGAGUUACCGUCCCUGCCAUCCUGCAGGUGGCGCCCAUCCAUGUGGUGGAGCAUUCAGUGUGCUCCCAGCCUAACUGGUGGGGCAGCAAUGCUCUGACAACCAUGGUGUGUGCUGGAGGGGAUGGAGCCAUAGCAGGUUGCCAGGGCGACUCUGGAGGUCCGCUGAGCUGCUUCACCAACGGAGCCUGGACAGUCCACGGCGUUGUCAGUUACGGUCCAAUCGGCAUGUGCAACCAAGUGACUAAACCCACAGUGUUCACCAGAGUCUCUUCCUUCCAUGAUUGGAUCUAUUCAAUUGUUCCAUAGAUGACCCGGCGGCGUCUUCUCUCAAAUGGAACGUGUGAAAUUAAAUGAAUUUGAGUUUAACCUCCAGGAGAUGUUUGCUGGUAGUUCUUCAUUCAGCCAAAGGGUGGCGAUAGUGGUUCGUGUUUAGACUAAAUACCAUACCAUGUCUG